Messenger RNA from Brenthis ino (lesser marbled fritillary), 996 nucleotides. The record is from the annotation of a GenBank genome assembly. NCBI's taxonomy places the organism in Eukaryota, Metazoa, Arthropoda, Insecta, Lepidoptera, Nymphalidae.
AUGAAGCAUAAAAUCUUAGAACUGUAUAGUGGAAUUGGCGGCAUGCACUGUGCAUGGAAUGAAUCUGGCUUGAAUGGUGAAGUAGUAAUGGCUGUUGAUAUUAAUAAUGUAGCAAAUGAUGUUUAUAAGCACAAUUUUCCUAAUACUCGUUUAUUAAAUAAAAACAUUCAAUCUUUGACUUCAAAAGAAAUUAAUGAACUUGAUGUUGACACUGUGCUUAUGUCACCACCAUGUCAGCCCUUUACAAGAAAUGGAAAAUAUUUAGAUGAAAAUGAUCCUAGAACAAAUUCUUUUAUAUAUUUAAUAGACUUAUUUGUACAUUUAGAAAAAAUCAACUACAUAUUAAUGGAAAAUGUUAAGGGAUUUGAAUGUUCUACUGUAAGGAAAUUAUUUGUAAAUAAAUUAAAAGAAUGUAAUUUUGAAUAUCAAGAAUAUCUUUUAUGCCCCACAAAUGUUGGUGUACCUAAUUCUAGACUAAGAUAUUAUUGUUUGGCAAGAAGAAAUGAUACUAAAUGGCAUCAUCAACACAAAGAAGAAAUUAUUAAAAUACUUCCAAAAAAUUACAAUGAACCUGUGACUUUAGAAGAAAUAGUGGAGAAAAAUAUUCCUGAAACAUUUUUAUUAAGUGAUAAGUUGAUGAAAAGAGCAAAAGUAUUGGAUAUUUGCUUUAGUCAAUCUAGAAGAACAUGUUGUUUUACUAAAGCUUAUACACAUUAUGUUGAAGGUACUGGUUCUGUCUAUACAGAGUUUACACCUGAAGAAGUUCAAUAUUGUUACAAAGAAGCUAACAAAUAUGAUGUUGGUAGUGAUGAAUUUAUAGCCACAAUAAAAAAAUUGAAAUUAAGAUUUUUUACUCCUACUGAAGUUCUUUCUUUAAUGUCAUUUCCACAAAGUUAUAAAUUUCCUGAUUGUGUUACAUUAAAACAAUGUUAUAGACUUUUAGGAAACAGUGUCAAUGUAAAAGUUAUUUGCGAACUUCUAAAAAUACUGUUUGAA